Xenopus laevis (African clawed frog) is the source of this 5355-nucleotide messenger RNA. It is a transcript of the gene grip1.S, whose product is annotated as glutamate receptor interacting protein 1 S homeolog. Gene Ontology annotation, biological process: neurotransmitter receptor transport, endosome to postsynaptic membrane. The coding region runs from base 430 to 3891 and encodes 1153 amino acids. The record is from RefSeq and is a predicted model, not a curated record. Gene Ontology annotation, cellular component: cytoplasm. Lineage: Eukaryota; Metazoa; Chordata; Amphibia; Anura; Pipidae. The transcript is spliced from 25 exons.
CCUCCCGCUAUUAUAUCUUCUCUGCAGCACAAUGGUUCAACCCUGGCUGUAAGGCGUCUCCCUCCACACACUCCCUCCCUUCAGCCCCUCUCCAAUGAUGGAGACCCGGCAACAGAGGGAGGGGGGCGAAACAUGUUAAUGCAGGGCUACCUCGCACACAGGCACACUUGCAGCAUCAGGCAACUUUACUCUGCUCUGUUCUGAAAAGAGCCCUGGUUGCUUUGUGCUUGUGUCUGCUUCUCUGGCAGAAACCAGUGCGGAGGGUGUGAAUGUAGGAGGCAGCUGUUGGGCAGCCAGGUACAUCCAGAGGACAAGCUUGGCACUGAGCAAACACAGCAGUAGUGACUCCCCAGCGGAUGUUUACAAGCACUGCCUUGCACCCAAGCACCCUUCUCUGCACUAAGCAACUGGGAAGCUCCACAGUCAGGCAUGGACAGGUUCCUUGGCUUUGUCCGGCAGAUCAGGAGAUCCCGGAGGAGAAAAGGUAAAAAGUAUCGACCUGAGGAGGAUUACCACGAGGGCUAUGAAGAUGUCUACUAUUACGCCUCAGAGCAUUUCCGAAAUGAGGGUCCCUACACAAAAUCUUCGACUCCAAGCAAAGCUCCAGAUGGAGCGUUGGCCGUCAGGAGGCAGAGCAUUACAGAAGAGUUCAAGGGCUCAACAGUAGUUGAAUUAAUGAAGAAAGAAGGCACCACUCUAGGGCUCACAGUGUCAGGUGGAAUUGACAAGGAUGGAAAGCCAAGAGUAUCUAAUCUACGUCAAGGAGGAAUCGCUGCUAGAAGUGACCAACUGAAUGUAGGAGACUAUAUCAAAGCUGUGAAUGGCAUCAACCUCACAAAAUUCCGUCAUGAUGAGAUUAUUAGCCUGCUAAAGAAUGUUGGGGAAAGAGUGGUUCUUGAAGUGGAGUAUGAACUGCCUCCAGUUGCUAUUCAAGGAUCAGGGGUGAUCUUUAAAACUGUGGAAGUGACGCUUCAUAAAGAGGGAAACACAUUUGGAUUCGUAAUUAGAGGAGGAGCACAUGAGGACCGAAAUAAAUCUCGACCCAUUGUAAUAACUUGCAUUAGACCCGGAGGACCAGCUGACAGAGAGGGCACAAUCAAGCCAGGGGACAGGCUGCUAAGCAUUGAUGGGAUUCGGCUGCAUGGAACCACUCACACAGAAGCCAUGAGUAUACUAAAGCAGUGCGGACAGGAGGCAACACUGCUGAUAGAAUAUGAUGUCUCUGUAAUGGAUACUGUGUCCACCGCCUCAGGGCCGCUGUUAGUUGAAGUUGCCAAAACUCCUGGUUCUAACCUUGGUGUAGCACUAACUACCUCCAUGUACUACAACAAACAGGUCAUUGUUAUAGACAAGAUUAAAUCUGCAAGUAUUGCUGACAGGUGUGGUGCUUUACACAUUGGGGAUCACAUUUUGUCAGUGGAUGGUACAAGUAUGGAAUAUUGCACAUUAGCAGAAUCCACCCAACUCUUAGCUAGUACCACUGAACAUGUAAAACUAGAGAUCCUUCCAUACCACCAAACUCGUUUGGCGUUGAAGGGCCCAGAUCACGUAAAGGUUCAAAGGAGCAACGACAGGCAACCUCCCAGGAACUCCUCUGCCAACAGCCACAGUCGCCUGCCCACCUGCCAACAUUAUAACACCUACCACCACCCUGAUCAUUGCAGGACGCCAGCCAUGAAAUGCCAGAAAGCACCUCCUCAAAAACUGCUUCCAGCAUUGGUUUCUUCAUCCUUCUCUCCUACCUCCAUGAGUGCGUACAGCUUGAGUUCUCUCAAUACGGGGACUUUACCUCGUAGCCUGUAUCCAACCAGCCCUCGUGGGACACUAAUGAGGCGAAGAAUGAAAAAGAAAGACUUCAAAAGUUCCUUGUCUUUGGCAUCCAGUACUGUUGGUUUGGCAGGUCAAAUUGUACACACAGAGAGCACAGAGGUUGUACUGACUGCAGACCCAGUUGUUGGGUUUGGGAUACAGCUCCAGGGCAGUGUGUUUGCCACUGAGACAUUGUCUUCUCCACCACUUAUCUCCUAUAUUGAUGUUGACAGCCCAGCUGAAAGGUGUGGAGUCCUCCAAGUAGGAGACAGGGUGAUUGCAAUAAAUGGUGUGCAGACAGAGGACAGCACAUUUGAAGAGGCCAAUCAGCUUUUAAGAGAUUCAACAAUUGCAGGCAAAGUUACACUGGAAGUAGAGUUUGAUGUUGCAGAGUCUGUGAUACCCAGCAGUGGGACAUUCCAUGUGAAACUACCAAAGAAGCACAACGUGGAACUUGGCAUCACAAUAAGUUCUCCUUCCACUCGGAAGAACGGUGACCCUUUGGUUAUUUCUGAUAUUAAGAAAGGGAGCGUUGCACACCGCACUGGAACCCUAGAGCUUGGAGACAAGCUGCUCGCCAUAGACAACAUCCGCCUAGACAACUGCCCCAUGGAAGAUGCUGUUCAAAUAUUACAGCAGUGCGAGGAACUUGUAAAGCUGAAAAUUCGUAAAGAUGAAGAUAAUUCCGAUGAACAGGAGACUAGCGGAUCUAUUAUUUAUACGGUUGAACUAAAGCGAUAUGGAGGGCCUCUGGGCAUUACCAUUUCUGGUACUGAAGAACCUUUUGAUCCAAUUAUCAUCUCAAGUCUUACUAAAGGCGGAUUGGCUGAGAGGACGGGGGCAAUCCACAUUGGAGACAGAAUCCUUGCCAUUAACAGCAACAGUUUAAAAGGGAAGCCCUUAAGUGAAGCCAUCCAUUUAUUACAGAUGGCAGGGGAGACAGUCACUUUAAAAAUAAAAAAACAAACGGAUGCAACAAGUCCCAAGUUGUUAUCUGGCAGGAUCAGUGAGCUGUGUGAUGCAGAGGAUGAGACUCCUGUCACGCAGAAGUCAAGCAAUCUCUCUGACAUUUACUCUACCACCGUUCCUAGUGUGGAUAGCGCUGUCGAAUCCUGGGAUGGUUCUGCUGCUGACACUGCCUACGGAAGUCAAGGCCCCAACUUCCAAGCAUCUGGAUUUAGCUUUAAUGCCUAUGAAUGGAGAAACCCCAAGCAAAAGGGCAGCUUAUCACCUCUUGGUAGGCCCAGAAAUAAUCACUUCCAUGACACAGGGCUUAGUGAUGAUGAGUGGGAUAGGCCUACAACUAGUGCUUACGCCGGAGGCCCUCAGGAACCAGAUGGGGAGCAAGAGGAAAACUUCUGGUCUCAAGCCCUGGAAGACUUAGAAACUUGUGGACAAUCUGGGAUUCUCAGAGAACUUGAGGAGAAGGCUGGCAGUCAGGUAAUUUCCAGGAACACGUAUACUUUGGCAACAAUCAUGUCAGGAAGCACCCUGAGCCUGAAUCAUGACAACUCCCAGCCUCGCAGCCAUCUAGGGAGACAAGGAAGCUUCCAAGAAAAAAGCUCUGGCAGGCCGCAUUACAGCCCAACCAUCCGCAGCAACACACUACCAUCUGACGUGGGAAGGAAAUCUGUUUCCAUGAGAAAAAUGAAACAAGAAAUAAAAGACAUAAUGUCACCAACUCCUGUGGAGUUACACAAGGUCGCUUUAUUUAAAGAUUCUGAUAGGGAAGACUUUGGUUUUAGUGUUGCUGAUGGCUUACUGGAGAAAGGAGUCUAUGUGAAAAAUAUACGUCCUAAUGGGCCUGGGGAUAUUGCAGGGCUAAAGCCAUACGAUCGUCUCUUGCAGGUGAAUCAUAUCCGUACCAGAGACUUUGAUUGCUGCCUAGUCAUCCCGCUAAUAGCAGAAUCUGGCAACAAACUUGACCUGGUUAUUAGCAGAAACCCAGUCGCUUCUCAGAAGGAUCCUUCAGAUGUACAGAAUUCGUCAGUGCAAGAAUGGACUGACCACAACACAUUCUCCCAAUCUACAAGUAGUCGCCUUGCAUCGAUGGACAUGAGAGACUCAAUAAAUACUUUAUAGAAAAAGAAAAAUCUAGCUAUUGACUUAACAAAAAACUGGUGCUAAUACCCUGCUAUCUGAACUGUGGCAUUUAAGUCAUAGAUGGCACUAUGUGGCUAUACUGUUUAAAAAACCUGUUUUUAUGUUUAAUACUAAUGUGUGACCACUAAAUUUUAGUGCCAUUCCAAGCUUACUCUUGAGCAUAUAUGGGGCUUCUGUGAUGUGCAAUGAAACUACUGGAAACAAAGUGGCUUAUUUUCCGCGCCUUGUCUACAGACAAUAUAUAUAUGGUUUAAAGCUGCUGAGAAUUUUAGCAGAAUUUUUACUAUUUUUAACAUAUUCUGUUCACUGACCUUAUACUGGAAAGCAUAUUUACUACAGACAGUGCUAAGAUGGAUACAAGAUAAUUUCAUCUUGCAUAAAGACAGACGUUCCCUGUACUGUGAGGCACCUUUUGCUGAUAUAUUCAGUAAUACAUCCAUUAGUGUGUAUUCAUGUUAUUGACUUGUAUGAAAUGUAUAGUGAAAAGGGCAGAAAGAACAAAGGUUGCACUUAGACAGUGGGUGUAAGGGAUUUUGCUGUGGUAUAAUCUGUGGUUGGAUAUCCAAUCCAAGCUCUGGCGUUUGUACAGUAUACAUAAGGGCAUUGGCAUCAAAACAUCUGAGCCAUGUAUAAAUGUUAUUUUCCAAGUGUCCAAGAGCUUUGCCCUGUGUUUAUCCCUCAAAGCAAUAAAAAGAUACCUAUUUUGUUUGGAUAAUCACCAGCAGCUUUGUUUCUGACAAUUAGAACUGUCUUCUGCUGAGUAGGAGCGGAUCCAUCAAGAGAGCAGCAGACUGGCCUCCGAGUAUCCAUAGCUUGUGUCUGUGUAGCUUCUGCCUACAGUCUUGUUGCUUUUCUUAAAUGGCGAUACCCCAAAAUCUUACACAAACAUACUCUUCUAAAUUACUGCCAGGCAAAGUCUAUAAAAUUUCAAAUGUAUAUGGAAGAGGGAAAACAUUUAUCAUGAUUCAUUUAAAUAUGUAUUUUUGUUUGUAAACAAGAAAAAGUAUUAAACAGCAAAGUAUUUUUAUACAAAUUUAAUACUUUAAUAGCAUGACAUUUAUUGUCUGUGUUUUUUGGGAACAUGUUGGAAUAUUUGUAUGGAACAAUCGUACUGUAAAAAAAACUGGAAUAAACCAUAAUUUAAAGAACAAGGGUGCGGAUAUGCUCACAACGCAGGCGUCUCUGAGAACACAAUAGAUAGAUCAUGAUGUAUGGAAUCAACAACAUUAAAUGGUCAUUCAGUGCCCAUGCGUCGGCCAAAGAAUGUCUAAAUUAUAUUGAAAACUUCAAUGGGCGACAGUUGGGCAGUUUAAUUGCACAUAAGAGAUUUUUGGGGUCUGUUGCUAAUCAAAUUUCACUUGGCCAAACUAACAUGAUGUUGAAAAUCUGCAGCGAUAGGUUGUGUAAUCUACAUAUUACUAAAAUGCUUAUAAAACAGUUAAA